AUGAACGGCUACUUCUGGGACGCAGAGAAGAAGAAAUACUUCAGGAUCCAAACCCAAACCGCAGCCCAAGGAUCAAAUCUCAAAUAUUCCUCAGCAAAUAUCAAGAAGACAGAGCGCAAAGAGCGCAUCCAGAAUGUCGCACUCGCGCGUUCCAAUAAGCUUAAAAAGGAGCGGGUCGUCAGGCGCAACACGAACAGCUUCGCCCAGACAAACAUCGAUAGGGAAAUCGGCCUGGAAAGACGGUCACGCUAUGUCCACGGUCUUUGGCCUGACGCAUGCGCAGCCGGCAUUCAAGAACGUCCCGAAAAGGUGCUACCUCCAUGUGGACUCCGACUCUUUGCCAAAGACCCAGUACAUCACACGAUAUACACAGUCCAAGGUGAGAACAGUGUGCACAGGCAGACUGCAGAUCGCGGGAGUCCCAGCGUCCCAUCAGAGGAUUACUAUUCCAUACCCAAGUCGUCUUCACUAAAGAGUAUCUAUUCGUGGUAUCCACGAGAAGAGGUAACGCGAACGACAUCUACAGUCUCCUCGUUGUCCUUUCUACCGGCGACCGGCGCGCUUGCGGUAACGACCUAUGGGUCGGAUCGACCGCCAGAAGUAUGGCUCAGCGACCCGGGACGCGACGAUCCAGUAAGUUAA
Messenger RNA from Alternaria ventricosa, 642 nucleotides. RefSeq lists its product as uncharacterized. The transcript is spliced from 2 exons. Gene Ontology annotation, cellular component: Cul4-RING E3 ubiquitin ligase complex. The coding region runs from base 1 to 642 and encodes 213 amino acids. The record is from RefSeq and is a predicted model, not a curated record. Lineage: Eukaryota; Fungi; Ascomycota; Dothideomycetes; Pleosporales; Pleosporaceae.